Drosophila takahashii is the source of this 4194-nucleotide messenger RNA. It is a transcript of the gene SPoCk, whose product is annotated as secretory pathway calcium atpase. The record is from RefSeq and is a predicted model, not a curated record. Gene Ontology annotation, cellular component: plasma membrane; Golgi membrane; endoplasmic reticulum. Gene Ontology annotation, molecular function: ATP binding; ATP hydrolysis activity; P-type calcium transporter activity. NCBI's taxonomy places the organism in Eukaryota, Metazoa, Arthropoda, Insecta, Diptera, Drosophilidae. Gene Ontology annotation, biological process: manganese ion transport; intracellular calcium ion homeostasis; calcium ion transmembrane transport.
AGUAAACUAUUCUUAUCGGGCAGUGACUGAACUGAGUGGUAUUUUUAAGGAUACCAAUUUAGUACGUUUUUAAAGCAUGGUAUGGUUCUUCGACCCAGCCUUGGCCACACUGAAAGCAGCCUGCAACACGUUCGGACGCGAACAGACGUGCACUCCGAUUCGAAUUUCGAAAGCCUUGCGAUGUGCUACCCUCCGGGCCGUUGUUGACGCGGUAAAUCGAGGCGGAAAAAUCGAUUGUGCUCGUGUGAUUAUUUUUGUUUUGGUUUGCGGCCUCUCGCCCCCGUAAUCCCCGCGCGGCCUCGGCCACAUGACUCAUGCCAGGCAGCAACAAUGAAAAACCACAAUAAGUACGUCAAGUUGCCCCAAGACCUCGAUCUGAGUUUCCACAGCGAUUUGGACCUGCUGCCGGACACGGCGGCCGACAUCGACGUUGAACUAGACGCGGCUGCGGACGCGGAUGUGGCCGCGCUCGGUGUGAACGUGCCCGCGUCUCUGGGCCUGGACGACGACUACGACGACGAGCUAAUCGCCGCCUCUGGCGGAGGAGGCCUUCGACUAGCCCCCACGGCGGAGGAGGCAGUGGCGGCCCUCAGGCAGCCCCAACAGCGCAGGCAGCGGAAGAAUCCGAAUCAGCAGAAUCAGCUGGAGCAGCAGCAAAUCCUGGCCAAAGGCAAGAUCUGUGGCCUGGGCAGCGACAGCGUCAUCGAGACGGGUCUAACCCUCACACCCGAGAUGUUGUUAUCCACCUCGGAAUCAUCGACCCACAGCGCCUCCGAGGUCGCCGGACGACUGCAGGUGGACGUGCGGACCGGCUUGAAAUGGACGGAGGCCAAGUACCGUGCCAAGAUAAUCGGACACAAUGAGCUGCUGCUCGUCGCCGAGGAGCCCACCUGGAAGAAGUACAUUGAGCAGUUCCGCAACCCGCUCAUCCUACUACUCUUGGGCUCGGCCCUGGUGUCCGUGAUCAUGAAGCAGUUCGACGACGCCGUCAGCAUAACCAUCGCCAUCCUGAUCGUGGUCACGGUGGCCUUUAUCCAGGAGUACCGCUCCGAGAAGAGUCUGGAGGAGCUGAAGAAGUUGGUGCCGCCGGAGUGCCAUUGCCUGCGCGAAGGUCGCUUGGAUACCUUCUUGGCACGCGAAUUGGUUCCCGGCGACAUUGUUCACCUCAAUGUGGGCGAUCGAGUUCCGGCGGACGUGCGACUUUUCGAGGCCGUGGACCUUUCCAUCGAUGAGAGCAGCUUCACCGGCGAAACAGAGCCGGCUCGCAAGAUUACCGACGUCCUGCUGAACAACACGAACGUGAAGGAUCACAGCAACAUGAAGAACAUUGCGUUCAUGGGCACUUUGGUGCGCUGUGGCAACGGCAAGGGCAUUGUGGUCAGCACCGGGGAGCGCAGCGAGUUCGGCGAGGUCUUCAAGAUGAUGCAGGCCGAGGAGGCACCAAAGACGCCGCUGCAGAAAUCGAUGGACAUCCUGGGCGCCCAGUUGAGCUUCUACUCUUUCCUGAUCAUCGGCGUCAUCAUGCUGCUCGGAUGGCUGCAGGGCAAACCGCUCUCCGAGAUGUUCAACAUCAGCGUUUCGCUGGCAGUGGCGGCUAUUCCCGAGGGUCUGCCCAUUGUGGUGACUGUAACCUUGGCCCUUGGCGUCAUGCGAAUGGCCAAGCGGAAUUCGAUUGUGAAAAAGCUACCCACUGUGGAGACUCUCGGUUGCGUGAAUGUCAUCUGCUCCGACAAGACGGGCACUUUGACCAAGAACGAGAUGACAGCCACUAUUAUCAUCACCUCUGAUGGCUACAUGGCGGAUGUGACCGGCGCUGGAUACAAUGACCAAGGGGAGAUUCACAUUCGGCACUGCAACAACGUGGAGAUGGCCAAGACAAAUAUUACCAACCUCCUGGAAAUCGGAGCGGUCUGUAACAAUGCUUACAUCCAGAAUGGCACGCUGCUCGGCCAACCCACCGAAGGAGCCCUCGUGGCGGUGGCCAUGAAGAACGGCAUGUACGCCACGGCCGAGAACUAUGUUCGCAUCCAGGAGUAUCCCUUCAGUUCGGAACAGAAAAUGAUGGCUGUCAAGUGCAUCCACAAGUACAACAACAACAAGGAGGAGAUUUUCUUCGCCAAGGGGGCGCUGGAAACCCUCCUGCCGCAGUGCACCAAGUACCAGUUCGGCACCCAGACGGUGCCGCUGACCAAGCAGAACGAGGCCGAGUUCCUAGCCGAGGCGUACGAGAUCGGACGCAAGGGCCUCCGAGUGCUGGCGUUGGCCAAGGGAAGGUCCAUGCAGGAUCUGGUCUACUGCGGCCUGGUCGGCAUUACCGACCCACCGAGGCCCCUCGUCCGGGAGUCCAUCGAGAUGCUGAUGCAGAGCGGCGUGCGGGUCAAGAUGGUGACCGGAGAUGCCCAGGAAACGGCCUUGGCCAUUGCGAAUCUCAUCGGCAUCGAUACGAUCCACCACCAGACGCUAUCCGGCCAGGAAAUCGAUCAGAUGAACGAGCACCAGCUGGACAAGGUGGCCAACAACGUGAGCGUCUUUUACCGCGUAUCGCCGCGCCACAAACUGGAGAUAGUGAAGUCCCUGCAGCGCACUGGGAACAUAGUCGGGAUGACUGGCGACGGUGUGAAUGACGGAGUGGCCCUGAAGAAGGCGGACAUCGGCAUUGCUAUGGGCAAAAAUGGGACGGAUGUGUGCAAGGAGGCGGCCGAUAUGAUUCUGGUCAACGACGACUUCCACACCAUCAUCGCCGCCAUCGAGGAGGGCAAGGGCAUCUUCUACAACAUCCGGAACUUUGUGCGCUUUCAGCUGAGCACAUCCAUAGCCGCCUUGGCCCUCAUAGCACUGGCCACGCUGAUGGACAUUGCCAAUCCGCUGAACGCCAUGCAGAUCCUGUGGAUCAACAUCAUAAUGGACGGUCCGCCGGCCCAGUCGUUGGGCGUGGAGCCCGUGGACCAUGACGUGCUCAAGCAGAAGCCGCGCAACGUCAAGCAGCCGAUGAUCACGAAGUCGGUGGUGGUGAAUGUUUUGCUCAGCGCCAGCAUCAUAGUGCUCGGGACGCUGUGGGUCUUUCAGCGCGAGAUGGCCGACGGGACGCUGGGCAAGACCAAGCGGGACACGACCAUGACCUUCACUUGCUUCGUAUUCUUCGACAUGUUCAAUGCGCUCUCCUGCCGCUCGCAGACGAAGAGCGUCUUCACCAUCGGCCUGACCACCAACCGCAUGUUCCUGCUGGCCGUCGCCUUCUCGAUUAUUGGCCAAAUGCUGGUCGUCUACUUUCCGCCGCUGCAGAUGGUCUUCCAGACGGAGGCCCUGACGCCCUACGACAUCUUCUUCCUGGUCUCGCUCACCUCCUCCGUGCUGGUCGUCUCCGAGAUAAAGAAGUGGUUCGAGCGCACCAUGGAGCGCAAGAUGUACAGCACCCGCUCCGAGCUGGACUUUGUAUGACAAAACGCAAGCGCUAGAGACGAUUUGCAUCCAAAAGCCGAGUAAAUUAAACUAAACUAACUAAAAAAAAACCCAUAAAAAAAGCAAAACUAUGCCAAAACAAGCGAGGAGCGCGGAAGCAGAAGCCGGAACAGGAUGUGUGUGUUUACUUUUACAUUUGACUCGACCAAUUAGCGGAGAUUUGAUAAAUCGACAAUGUGGGUUUCGACCAGACUGUGGGCGUAACAGGGAUUUUCAUAGAUUUGACGUAAGCUUCCAGGUUGGUUCUUUGCUCUCUCUCUGUUAUUUUUGCCUUGUUCUAUGAUUUGCAAAGAGUUUUGUUUUAUUUUAAUGUACUGUAUUGUGUUUAUCAUCUAAGUAGACAAUUUGUGUGUAGAACUAUUCUCUUUGUAUGACUUAUUUUAAAACAGUUUCCAAAACUAUUGAUAUCUCAGCGUUAAGCGCGUAAAAUUCAUUAAAUUCUCCAAUUGGCUGCAUGCCUACCCUUGCACCUACUUUCCAUUUCCAUUCUACGUCUAAGUGCUGCUCUAGUUUUAAAUGCUCAUCACGCAAAUUAAGUCAAUUCGAAGUGUUUAAUAUUUUAUAAAAAUGUCGGCAAAAACAGUUUAAUGUGAUAUUAUUUUAAGCACAUAAACCAGAUCAUCUCACAAGUGGGGGAAGUGCAAAUCUUUAAUUUAUGUUCAUUUGCAUCUCAGCUUGUGGGGUUAAAUAUUUUAGUUUUGAAAAAUAAAACUUAAACUGUAAAGAAAUUGUAAA